Pelobates fuscus (common spadefoot toad) is the source of this 970-nucleotide messenger RNA. RefSeq names its product C-signal-like. The coding region runs from base 120 to 875 and encodes 251 amino acids. NCBI's taxonomy places the organism in Eukaryota, Metazoa, Chordata, Amphibia, Anura, Pelobatidae. The transcript is spliced from 6 exons. Gene Ontology annotation, cellular component: cytoplasm. Gene Ontology annotation, molecular function: oxidoreductase activity. The record is from RefSeq and is a predicted model, not a curated record.
CAGCUGCUACUUCCUGGAGAUAGAAAGGCUUGCCUUAGAACAAUCAGAGAGACAGAAAAGGAUUGCAUCUCGUUGAAAGAACAAGGAAAACAGGCAUCCAGAAUAUAGGCCGAGAAGACAUGUCUGGGUUUAAAAUCAACACAGUCUUAGUGACUGGAUCAAACAGGGGGAUUGGAUUUGAAUUUGUGCAGCAGUUUCUGAACAGCAAUAAUCCUCCACAAAAAAUCUUUGCUACAUGUCGUGACCCAGAGGGUGCAAAGAGUGAGGAAUUGAGAAAAUUGUCUGGAAAACAUCCAAGCGUCAUCAUAAUUCCGCUUGAUACCACAAACUCUGACAACGUUAAUGCUUGUGUGAAGGAGGUAGAGAAGCAUUUAAACGGGCAACACCUGGAUCUUUUAAUUAACAAUGCAGGUGUUCUCCACCCACACACCCUCGAAACCCAAACCGCAGAGGACAUGCUUGAGGUCUACAACAUUAAUGUGGUCGGUCCUAUGCUUGUGGCUCAGGCAUGCCAUCCUCUACUAAAACGAUCUGGAGCAGAAUCGAAAGAAAAAUCUGCCAUUGUUUAUAUCUCAGCUCUCCUUGGCUCCCUUGAAGACCUUCCACAGUUGUUUUCACAUUUCCCCGUUAUUUCGUAUCGAUGCAGCAAGGUUGCCUUAAACAUGCUCUCACGAUGUCAAGCAGUAGGAUACAAAGAAGAUGGAAUUAUCACCAUUGCUAUACACCCUGGUUGGGUGCAGACAGAUAUGGGAGGAAAUCAGGCACCACUGACAAAAGAAAAUAGUGUUGGUGGAAUGAUGAAGGUCAUUUCUUCCUUGAACGUAACACAAAGUGGCACAUUUGUUGAUUGGGAAGGAAAUACUUUGCCAUGGUAAACAGCUGGACAUGCAGUCAGUGCAUUAAAUCAGUCUGUGUACAAAAAUCUGAAUUCUCUAUGAAUUACAUGGUAAUAAAAUUUAGAUUUGUUCAA